Magnolia sinica is the source of this 1159-nucleotide messenger RNA. RefSeq names its product protein LURP-one-related 8-like. The record is from RefSeq and is a predicted model, not a curated record. The coding region runs from base 96 to 704 and encodes 202 amino acids. NCBI's taxonomy places the organism in Eukaryota, Viridiplantae, Streptophyta, Magnoliopsida, Magnoliales, Magnoliaceae. The transcript has 2 exons.
CCUACCAACAACCAUCUCUAUCUGUCCAGAAAGAAGGAAGAAAAAUAAAAGAAAAGAAGGCGGUUUACCGACGACCGGAAACCCGCUUCACAGCGAUGACAAAGGUAUACCCAAAUGCCGCUUCCGUGGUGCCGAAGGCGGAUUCCUACCGCCACGUGGAGGAGACACUGACGGUUUGGAAGAAAUCGCUCCUCUUCAACUGCAACGGUUUCGCCGUCUUCGACACGAAGGGGAACCUCGUUUUCCGCGUCGAUAAUUACAUGGCGGGAAACAAGGGUGAGAUCUUGCUCAUGGACGCUGCCGGAAAACCGCUACUGACUAUCCGGCGCAAGAAACUGAGCUUUGGGGACCACUGGCUGGUGUUCGACGGUGAGGAGACCGUUAACCCCCGGUUCUCCGUGAAGAAGAACGUGAAUAUCCUCAAAUCCAGCUCACUCGCUCACGUGACACUCGGCUCUGGGGCCAGCCCCAAGCACGUGAUCUACCACGUAGAGGGCUCGUACUCCCAGCGAUGCUGCACCGUCUACGACGACAAGAGGUAUCGGAUGGCCGAGAUCAAACGCAAGGAGGCCGUUGGUGGGGCCGUAUUCGGUCUCGACGUUUUCCGUCUGAUCGUGCAGCCAGAAUUCGAUACGGCCGUUGCCAUGUCACUAGUGAUCCUGCUGGAGCAGAUGUUCGGUUCGACGCGGCGGUUCGGCAAGUAGUGUGACGAUCCGAACCGUACAUUAAAAUGAUCAUCGGUGGCCCAAUGCAUCUGGACUGAUGAAGACAAUCCGACCGUAGAAAAAGAAGAAGAUGGGAAAAUCAUAUCUGGGUUUUUCUUCGUUUAGCCUUUGGUGCGUUUGGUUGGUCCAAGUAUCAUGGAAUGUUCAUGACUAAUGAAAUUUCAUGAUAUUUGGUGCAGCCAAACGCACCCAAAGAUCUUCCUGUGGCAUCAUAAAGUGCCAUGGAAGUGUAAUUCUUAGUAGGGGUUACAUUUGGAAUUUGGUACAUGAAAUUGCCUCUUUUUAAAAAAAAAUUUCUGUGUGUUUUGGGCUUGGUUUUUUUACCUUUUAAAUAAAAAACCAAGCAUAUACACAUGAGUGUAAAUAUUCUAUUUUUAUAAAAAUGUAUUGUUAAAUAAAUGGGAAUUAUGGUACAAAAUUCCUCUUUUUCUUUU